CAACUGAAGAUCAUCCAUCCAAAGAGACGAAGUAUUGAAGGUGCCUCCGAUCAACUAGCCAAGUGCAUCCCAGUCUGUCUCUACCCGUCUACCGAGCUUCAAAGUUUCAUUCCAUCUACACUCCCUUUCUUUUCAAUUGUCCCUUUCCUCCGGCUCAUCAGCACACGGCACACCUUCACAACACGAGCAUACAUUCACGCGUUUCGGCGGUUACAAUCAUUGACACUCUCUUUCAUCUUGGAUUCGAUACUUUUCGCUUCGUCAUAGCCCAGGUAGACUAUGAAAGAUACGCAUACAUCAACAUCCCGUCGGCCAAAACACGAUCAUAAGCAUCAUCACAAGCGGACAAAGUCGUUGCAGGUGCGGCAGGAUGUCGGAGGAGCAGUUGGAGCAGCAGCGCCUGUGGAUCCGGCAGCGGCGGUGACUUCGGUGGUUGCGGCGGCUACGGAGGUUGUUGGGGACGCGUCGAACGUUGUUGCGGAGCCGACGAGUGUAGUUGGAGAUGUCGUGGCCGGCGCAACGGAUGUUGCUGCGAGUGCGUUGGAUGGGACUAUGGUUGUUUCAACACCUGUUACGGACGCAGCGGCGGCGGAAACAGCGGCAUUAUUGGUUGAUUCGUCAAUACCAACGACAACGUCCGAUGCGGUGCUCGCUAUAGGUACGACGGCUGCGGAUGGGUCGAUACCAGCCAGUUCGAUGUGGUCAGAGGUAUCAACAAUAUCGAUAUGGCCCUCAACAAACGUAGAUCCUUCACAGUCAGCUUCCGCAAUAGUUUCGAGUACACCAGCACCCUCAGCAAGUACCGACACAGCAAAUGCUACUUCGUCACUCAGCGGCUCAUCAGCAGUAUCAACCAGAACGACGUUACUACCGAACCUAAACUCAACAUCAUCCUCAAACGCAACAACCGCAAGUUACUUCCUUAACUUCACUUACAUCUACUCCUCAACUUACGCCCUAUCCGACGACGCCUCCCUCAUCCCAACAGCGACAUCCUGGACCGUCCUCCCCACAAACGCAACCUCCGACACGACCGCAACCCUCCCCCAACCGUCCUCAACCUCCACCUCUUCCUCCACAAACCCGACCCUGGCACCAGUCCUCGGCGGAGUUCUAGGCGGCAUCGGAGCAAUCGGGAUUGCAUUGGGCAUGGCACUUUUCAUGCUCCGCCGUCACCGACGCCUAAAAGACGAUAUUGCACGCGACCCAACAACCCCCUACCGCGAGAAAGGCCCUGGAGGCCGCGGACCAAAUACGAACAGCAUGACCGCAAUCGGAGCAUCCGCUGCGCCGUUCGCGAUACGUAUGCACACCCCCACAAAAGGGCUCCCGAAAUCCGAGUCAACAGAAGGCUUCGUGGUCAUUUCUGGUCGGAGACUGAGUAACCCGCCUCCGGCGAGUGAUACUUCCAGUGUGUACGAGUUGAGUCCGCCGGCAAGUCCGCAUAGAAGGGGUGACCAGGUACCGGGCGUGGGGGUUGGCGUCGGUAAUGGACCCCCGCCGCCGUUUUUGGCGGGGAUUCAGAGGUUAGGGGGCACGGGUACGGUGUAUCGGGAAGGACAGGGUCCGGAGCGGGAUCCGAUUGGACGGACGUUGGUUCAGCAUGAUGGGAGUUCGAGAAGUAGGUUCGUGGAGCAGCUAUAACAGUAGUGGUGACGG
Saitoella complicata NRRL Y-17804 is the source of this 1659-nucleotide messenger RNA. RefSeq lists its product as uncharacterized. Bases 280 to 1644 code for a protein of 454 amino acids. Lineage: Eukaryota; Fungi; Ascomycota; Saitoellomycetes; Saitoellales; Saitoellaceae. The record is from RefSeq and is a predicted model, not a curated record. The transcript has a single exon.